This is a messenger RNA of Magallana angulata, 2217 nucleotides long. Its product is annotated as heparan sulfate glucosamine 3-O-sulfotransferase 6-like. Gene Ontology annotation, molecular function: [heparan sulfate]-glucosamine 3-sulfotransferase activity. The record is from RefSeq and is a predicted model, not a curated record. Lineage: Eukaryota; Metazoa; Mollusca; Bivalvia; Ostreida; Ostreidae. The transcript is spliced from 3 exons. The coding region runs from base 475 to 1620 and encodes 381 amino acids.
GGAACUUGGAAUCAAUAUCAUUACAGAGCAGAGGUACUGUUCCCCGUCUCUCUGUCAUAGAGCCUCAGAAUGGUGGGUUUAUCAGCACCGAUUCCGUUAUCAAACACAACUACCGAAGUGUGAAUGGGGAUCAAGGUGUUAGAUUGCAGCGUUCUUAGUCUGAUGAUCGGGCGACCUAGGUGUGAGGAAACAGAUAUACCACAUCACAAUGGGUUAAAUUUAGUGGUAUGUUGAUAGCUUUAUGUACGGACAGCCAGGUGUGAAAUAGCUCAGUUCCAUGCCGAUUCAUUUCUUAAUUGUGAAUAGAAUGUUUAAAACAAAAUUGCGUGUUACUGAGAUCUGUCAUACCAGGGACGAGAUGCUGUCUUUUUUUACCUUUCAAUAACAUUGGUAUUUGAAAACUUUGGCUAGGGAUUUUCACACAGUAUUUCCUGUGGAAGAAAUGAUCAACUCAAAGUUAAACCAGAAGAUAAUAUGAUCGGCAAUGCAUUGAAGACUGUCAGAAAAAUCCGAAGAAAAUCUCCGUGCUCGUUUAUUUCCGCUGGUUUAGUACUCUUCCUAGUGUGUUUUCUAGGUUUCAAUGACAAGUUACUGUCCCAUGAUGCUUGGGUUCCGGCAAGUUACAGAGGCCAUCUAUCCGGAUACCAUAACAGGGACCUGCGGACCAUUUUCCUCGGUGGCAAUGUUAGUCGAUUGCAGUUUAAAGGAACGGACAAUGGGAGAACGGCCCAUAAACUUUUUAAUUUCAAGAACGGACGAAAUCUGACAGCGACAACUGAAAUAAACCUAGGGAAAGUCUCGAGCCAGACCGACAACCUGUAUUUAACGCAGACGGACAACGACAGAAAGCGACGGCUUCCGCAGGCCAUAAUCAUAGGGGUCAAAAAAGGCGGGACCCGGGCCUUGUUAGAAUUUCUCCGUGUCCAUCCUGAUGUCAAGGCCACUGGUCCGGAGCCACACUUCUUUGACAAACAUUACCAAAAGGGCCUGGAUUGGUACAGAUCCCUGAUGCCAGAAACAAUGCCUAAUCAAAUAACUAUUGAGAAAACACCAAGUUAUUUCAUAACAAAAGAAGUUCCGGAAAGAAUUUUCCAAAUGUCCAACUCUACCAAACUUGUACUAGUUGUGAGGGACCCCGUGACUCGGGCUAUAUCAGAUUAUACCCAGAUUCUCAGCAAACACGGCAAAUCCAAGUCUUUCCAAAGCUCUGCUUUUCUACGAAAUGACACAACUAAAAUAAACAUUUCGUGGAUUGUGAUCAGAAUCGGUUUAUACGUCAAACAUUUGGAGAACUGGCUAUCUGUGUUUCCACUGAAACAAAUUCAUAUUGUUCACGGUGAAAAUUUAGUGACAAAUCCAGGCGAGGAAGUGAGAGAGGUCCAGAAAUUCCUGGGCUUAGAACCGGUUAUUACCGACAAACAUUUCUUUUUCAAUGAAAGACGAGGUUUUCCGUGCAUAAAAAAGAAACUGAAACACAAACGAGGACACUGUCUGGACGAGAGUAAAGGGCGACCCCACCCACGCCUCCCCGAGAGUGUUAUGUCAGCCCUCAGACGCUUCUAUCGUCCAUACAAUAAACAGUUUUACAGAAUGACAAAUAUAGAUUUCAACUGGACUUAGGGCCUUCACCUGGUAUAUCGAAAUCUUUGGUUGAUGUGUGACAGAAGUUUUACGGACCUCUACUACCAUAACACUGGGGCCAUGCAGAACAAAAUUGUUGCCCGUUACCAGGUUGGACCCUAACUAACCGUGCAAGAACGCGCGUGGCAGACCCGACUGCGGGGUGCCCUCAGACAUCAGAUGUUCACGGUCAAUCAGCAGUUCACAUACUGAAGGGAAUACUUCAUAAAACUGAUUCAAAAAAGGAAAGCAAUGUGUGAAUCAACAUAACAGUCGUCAUGGGUGUUCGAAGAGAAAACAGAUAACAAUCGUGAAAACCUGAGAAACAAUGUGUUUAAGGAAAAUGUCAGUUUUAAUUUUCAGUUCGAGUCAGACACCAGUGUGUGAAACAAGCAACUUCGUCGCUUUUUUUAAUUGUAAGCGGAUCGUUGACGUGAAAAAAGAAUGAAAAAAGAUUUAUUCACCAAAUUAAAUUCAAGCUAUUUAAACUAUUUAUUGACACACCGAAAAGGUUAUCUAAGCUAUUUUUAUUGAAAUCAUUUGUAAUACAUGCAAUGUUUCUUUCGCAGAUCGAUAAAACUAAAGUCAGGUGACGAA